CAGGCGCCGCGCAGUGCGGCCUGGGAGAGUCGGAAGCGCGGCGAGGCCGGGCGAGGCGGCAGCGGCGGGCCCAUGCAGGACGCGGAAAACGUGGCGGCGCCCGAGGCGGCCGAGCAGCGGGCAGAGCCCGGGCAGCAGCAGCCGGCCGCCGAGCCACCGCCACCGGGAGAGGAGUCGUCGCGGCCCGCGGGGCCCGGCGCGCAGGAGGCAGCAGGCGGCGAGGACGCGGAGACCGGGCCGCAGCCCGCAGUGCCGGCUGAGCCCGCGGCCGACGGGGAGGAGAGGGAGGCUUCGGCUCCAGGCUCGUCCCCGCCGCUUCCUGAGGAGCCCCUUGCGCCGGCCCCGGUCUCGGGCGAGGCCCCAGUGGAGCAGGCCGGGAACGCGUCGGCCGAGGCCCGGUCCGAGGGGGCGGGCGGGGAGGACGGCGGCGCGGACGAGCCUUCCUUCAGCGACCCCGAGGACUUCGUGGACGAUGUGAGCGAGGAAGAACUGCUGGGGGACAUUCUCAAGGACCGGCCUCAGGAGGCGGAUGGGAUUGACUCGGUGAUCGUGGUUGACAAUGUUCCUCAGGUGGGGCCCGACCGGCUGGAGAAGCUCAAAAACGUCAUCCAUAAAAUCUUUUCCAAGUUUGGGAAAAUCACAAACGAUUUUUAUCCAGAGGAGGAUGGAAAGACAAAAGGGUACACGUUCCUGGAAUACGCCUCCCCUGCCCAUGCCUUGGACGCCGUGAAAAAUGCAGACGGCUACAAGCUGGACAAGCAGCACACAUUCAGGGUCAAUCUCUUCACUGACUUUGACAAGUAUAUGACGAUCAGCGACGAAUGGGAUAUUCCAGAAAAACAGCCCUUCAAAGACUUGGGAAACUUGCGUUACUGGCUCGAGGAGGCAGAGUGCAGAGACCAGUACAGUGUCAUCUUUGAGAGUGGGGACCGUACUUCUAUCUUCUGGAACGACGUGAAGGACCCUGUCUCCAUAGAGGAGAGAGCGAGAUGGACAGAGACCUACGUGCGCUGGUCCCCCAAGGGCACCUACCUGGCCACGUUCCACCAGCGAGGCAUAGCUCUCUGGGGGGGAGAGAAGUUCAAACAGAUCCAGAGAUUCAGCCACCAGGGGGUUCAGCUCAUUGACUUCUCGCCUUGUGAGAGGUACCUGGUGACUUUCAGCCCCCUGAUGGACACUCAGGACGAUCCUCAAGCCAUCAUCAUCUGGGACAUCCUGACCGGGCAGAAGAAGAGGGGCUUCCACUGUGAAAGCUCGGCCCAUUGGCCCAUUUUUAAGUGGAGCCACGAUGGUAAAUUCUUUGCCAGAAUGACACUCGACACGCUUAGCAUCUAUGAAACUCCCUCUAUGGGUCUUUUGGACAAGAAGAGUUUGAAGAUCUCUGGUAUAAAAGACUUCUCUUGGUCUCCCGGUGGGAACAUCAUAGCUUUUUGGGUGCCUGAAGACAAAGACAUCCCGGCCAGGGUGACCUUGAUGCAGCUUCCUACCAGACAGGAGAUCAGGGUCAGGAAUCUCUUCAAUGUGGUGGAUUGCAAGCUACAUUGGCAAAAAAACGGAGAUUACUUGUGCGUUAAAGUGGACAGGACCCCGAAAGGUACCCAGGGCGUUGUCACGAAUUUUGAAAUUUUCCGAAUGAGGGAAAAACAGGUGCCUGUCGACGUGGUGGAAAUGAAAGAAACCAUCAUAGCUUUUGCCUGGGAACCCAACGGGAGCAAGUUCGCAGUGCUGCACGGGGAGGCUCCUCGGAUAUCCGUUUCCUUCUACCACGUGAAGAACAAUGGGAAGAUUGAACUUAUCAAAAUGUUUGAUAAGCAGCAGGCAAAUACCAUCUUCUGGAGCCCCCAGGGACAGUUUGUCGUGUUGGCUGGCCUAAGGAGUAUGAACGGCGCCUUGGCCUUCGUCGACACUUCGGAUUGUACGGUCAUGAACAUCGCGGAGCACUACAUGGCGUCCGAUGUGGAGUGGGACCCUACCGGGCGCUACGUGGUCACCUCUGUGUCCUGGUGGAGCCAUAAGGUGGACAACGCUUACUGGCUGUGGACUUUCCAAGGACGUCUUCUGCAGAAGAACAACAAGGACCGUUUCUGCCAGCUGCUGUGGAGACCUCGGCCCCCCACGCUCCUGAGCCAGGACCAGAUCAAGCAAAUUAAAAAGGAUCUGAAGAAAUACUCCAAGAUCUUUGAACAGAAGGAUCGUCUGAGCCAAUCCAAAGCCUCAAAGGAACUAGUGGAGAGAAGACGCACCAUGAUGGAAGAUUUCCGAAAAUACCGGAAAAUGGCCCAGGAGCUCUACAUGGAGCAGAAAAAUGAACGUUUGGAGUUGCGAGGAGGCGUGGACACGGACGAGCUGGACAGCAACGUGGAAGACUGGGAGGAGGAGACCAUCGAGUUCUUCGUCACCGAGGAGAUCAUCCCCCUGGGCAAUCCGGAGUGACCUGAGCAGCGUGCGUCCCCGGGGCUCGUGCUGGAAUGAGGUCGUCCUUCUGCAGAAAGUGCGCACGAUGCCUGCGUUUUACCUGUGCUUUGUCUCGCUCCACACUGUGCGCCCGGAUUCUCCCAUGCCCACACGUCGCUGUGCCUUCAGUCCCCGGUCCCCACCAUGGGGGAGGUUUCAAGGCACCCCUUUCCUUUUCUCUCGUUUGGGGUUUUUAAAGUCAUGCCACCAGUGUUUGUUACUCAGACUCGUGCGCGGCAGGGGCGCGCCCAGCCGUCCCCCUCCGAGAACUCGUCCUGUCCCGUGGUGGGGGGCCAGCGUGGCUGUGUCGUGGAAACAGGGGAGCCGCGCCAUUCAGGUUGUGCUAGGUUCUCAACAGGCUGAGCGUGGAAAUAAAAACAAACCUGUAUGAAAAAGCUGUCUUUCUCCUCUCUUUAACGUAGACACCGGCCUCGAACUUGGUUCCUGUGCCCCCUCCCCCUGUGGUGGUGGCCCUCCCACCUCCCGAUUUGGUUGUGUUUUCUCAGCUGAGCUCUGCAAACUAAAGCAUCGGUCUGAUCGGUGCAGAAAAACCGUUCUUGCAGCAUUUUUUUUGUUUUCCACACUUGUCUGACCUGGUGAGAAAGACUUUUCUAGACUUCCUUGGAGUCCUACAAGUUAAGUUGUUCGUGAGAGUUGUCACUUUAGCCGCCGUCACGUGGUCGUCUUUGACUAUUUAACUUGAUUUCUCUCCUGAGAAGGGAGUGAGCAAAUCCACGUAAUUUCAGCCCCUGUUGAUUUGCAACGUCCACUACCCAUUGGUGCCUUGUCAGACUCCACCGCGCCUCCUCUUUGUGUCUCUGGGAGCCGAGAGCCUGGGUCAAAACGCACAGAACGGGCUCGCUGCGCUUUCACGGCCGUGGUGCCCAUGAACUUGACACAUUGGGAUUGGAGGAGAAGCUGUCGUCCGUGGGGCAGAAGCAGCUCGGGGGCUGGGGCCGCCUGCCGCCAACCCCACGCCCCCGACUGCGAGGCGGCACUGGGCGCUCUCCCCAGUCCCCGGUCAUGUCCGUCCACACACGGUGUCCAGUGCUUCUUACUGGCUCUCACACCCUUUAAGCCUCAGCGUGCAGAGACCUGGCUUUUUAAUUUGAUGACGGUAAGAAGGAAAAGGCUCAUGUUUUGAUCAUGUUCACAGAUUUUUAACAGCUUUCAAAAAAUUUACUUUCGACUGUUUCCGACUCGGUAGUUGUAAUUGUUUUAUGUGAUUUGUUAAUAAAAGAAUUUCUGAAACA
Herpailurus yagouaroundi (jaguarundi) is the source of this 3707-nucleotide messenger RNA. It is a transcript of the gene EIF3B, whose product is annotated as eukaryotic translation initiation factor 3 subunit B. Gene Ontology annotation, biological process: translational initiation. The transcript is spliced from 19 exons. The coding region runs from base 73 to 2433 and encodes 786 amino acids. Gene Ontology annotation, cellular component: eukaryotic translation initiation factor 3 complex. The record is from RefSeq and is a predicted model, not a curated record. Gene Ontology annotation, molecular function: RNA binding; translation initiation factor binding; translation initiation factor activity. Lineage: Eukaryota; Metazoa; Chordata; Mammalia; Carnivora; Felidae.